AUGCUCCCCGGGCUACUGCUGGCCACAGUCGGUAUCCUUAUGCAACUGCCAGGGAUGUUAACCUUUCAGGUGUCCAUCCAGGCCACGGCAGUAACAGAAGAUAUUUCUGUAACUCUGCUUAUUCUGUUAAGAGCUGUUGACGAAUCCCCUCAGAAAAAGAUAUUUGAUAUCAUUUAUCCACGGAAGCAACAUUCCCUACAUAAGAGAGAUGUGCAGGAAAACCAGAAGCCCCAAAAGCAGGAAAGGUAUGAAGAUCGGGUGCAGUACGAAAUCAACUUAAAAGGAAAAACUCUGAUCCUUCAUUUGGAAAAAAACAAGGAGUUUCUGUCCCCAGAUUAUGUGGAAGUUCAAUAUUCAUCCACAGGAGAGGCAGUCUCUUCAAGCCCUCAGAUCAUGGAAAACUGCUAUUACCAAGGACACAUCAUGAAUGAGGAGAUGUCUACAGCCAGCAUUAGUACCUGUCGGGGUCUGAGGGGAUUCUUUGAACAUCAGGAACAAAGGUACCUAAUUGAACCAUUGGGGCUGGCAGAACAGGAAGAGCAAGAGCAUGCUCUGUACACAUAUGAAAGACAGGAACAGAACCUUCCUGAGACAUCCUGUGGAGUGGAUACGAUAGAAGAAGAUCUGGUCUUGGAGAAAACUAUAAGAUCAGGAAAUAAUGCUGUGAAACUAGAAGACAUGAAUCAAAAGAAAUAUAUCGAGUACUAUUUGGUUCUGGAUAAUAAAGUGUUCCGAAAGUACAACCGAAAUCCAGAAGAAAUAAGGCAGAGGGUUUUUGACAUGGUCAACUUUGUAAAUAUGCUGUAUAAAAAGCUCAAUAUCCAAGUGGCUUUGGUGGGGAUGGAAAUAUGGACACAUGGAAAUAAGAUAAAAAUAAGCCCUAAUGCAAAUGUGACUUUGGAGAAUUUCUCAAAUUGGCGAGGGGGGAUUCUCCCUAAAAUGAAGCGCCAUGAUGUUGCCCAAUUAAUCACUGGGAUAGACCUCAGUGGACCCAUUGUGGGCUUGGCAUUCAUGUCAACAAUGUGCUCUCCAUACCACUCUGUUGGCAUUAUACAGGACCACAGUUAUGACCUCCUCAGGGUUGCAGGAACAAUGGCUCAUGAAAUGGGCCAUAAUUUCGGAAUGUUCCACGACACCUAUGUGUGCAAGUGCCCUUCUUCAAUAUGUGUGAUGGAUCGGGCACUCAGCCUUUACAUACCCAAAGACUUCAGUUCCUGUAGUCGCAACAGCUUCGAGAAAUUUCUAAGAACAGCAUCCCCAAGCUGCCUGAAGAACGUCCCUUUACCUACUGACAUAAUAUCCACCCCAAUCUGUGGGAACCUGCUCAUAGAAUCUGGAGAAGAAUGUGAUUGUGGAUCCCCAGAGGAAUGUACCAAUGUUUGCUGUGAUGCUGUAACAUGUAAAAUCAAGCCAAAUUUUAAGUGUGCAUUUGGAGAAUGCUGUGAAAACUGCCAGAUAAAAAAGGCUGGAACAUUAUGCAGGCCGGCAAAAGAUGAAUGUGACCUGCCAGAAAUGUGUGAUGGCAAGUCUGGGACCUGUCCCAAAGAUCGAUUCCGAGUCAAUGGAUUUCCCUGCCAAAAUGGGCAAGGUUACUGUCGGAUGGGACAAUGCCCAACCUUGCAGGAUCAGUGUGUCAGUCUUUGGGGAGAAGGGGCUCAAGCUGCUGAGAGGUCCUGCUUCGACAUAAACAAUGUUGGUUCAACUUAUGGCUACUGCCGAAGGGUGAAUGACAUGCAUAUUCCUUGUAAAACAGGGAGUUUUUUGUGUGGCAAGUUAUAUUGUUAUGGAGGAUCGGAUGUUUUGCCCUGGAAGGGAAAGAUCAUGUCUUUCUUGACCUGCAAAACAUUUUCACCAGAAGACAACAACCAAGAGGUUUCUAUGGUGGCCAAUGGAACCAAAUGUGGAGACAAGAGUGUAUGCAUCAAUGGAGAUUGUAUAGACAUCGAGGAUGCCUACAAGUCAUCGAACUGUUCUUCAAAGUGCAAAGGACAUGCAGUCUGUGACCAUGAGCUUCAGUGUCAGUGUGAAGAAGGAUGGCUACCUCCCAACUGUGACAAUUCCAUCAUUGUUUUCCAUAUUUCCAUUGUGACGGGCAUACUGGUCGCACUCUCCAUCAUAGUUAUCAUUGCUGCAAUUAUAGUUCGACAUCAGAGCACAGCUAAGAGGAAAAAAGUUCAGAGCCAAUCCUGCCCCACCUCAGGCUCCAAAUCAAGGCAAUGGAAAUCAAAGAGACAACGGGAUUUACAGAGUACUCAUUCCCAUGAGAUGGGUCCAAUCAGUCCAACUAUGACUACACCUUCAAUGGAAAGUAAUACUCCACCACUUUCUCUUGGCACAAAUCCCAAAGUUUGAAUCACCUGCACAAGGAUGGAUGAACAAUCCAGAAGAUAAGACAGGAAUCUGGAUGGAAGAAAAGACCUUCAUUUUUCAAGACCGAUAUUCUGGUGGAUCUUAGUAGAUUAGAUAUUCAAUCUUCAAGAGUAACAUGCCCUUAUGGAACAAUGGUGGGAUUGUCAUGAUGCUCCACAGUGAUACCUUUUGGUAAAAAAAAAAAAAACUAGGGCAAAAAAGAAGAACCUGGCAUAGAGUGAACUGCUGAUUUAAGGGACUGGCUGGCUUCCUGGCCCACAAGAGAUGGGAGAGGGUGAUAAUACUCAAAGCUUGAAUGAAAAGUUAGGAAUGGAGAAUGAACCUGUGAUUUCAUUAGUAUAGGGAACUCCUAGGUGAGUAAAUUCCCUUCAUUAACCAGGUGAGCAUUUUUUUUUCUGCCAAAGAAAAUCUUAAAGAGUUUCCUAGAUUGACGCACACCUAACACUUUAUACCAACAUAAGAUUGAAAUGGAUUCAUGAUUUAGCCUCAAAGAGUGAUAUUUUAAGCAAAUUAGAAGAACAAAGGAUAGUUUUUCUCUCAGAUCUAUGGAGAAGGAAGAAAUCUGUGGUCAAAGAAGAAUCUGAGUACAUCACUGAAUACAAAGUGGAUAAUUUUGAUUAUAUUAAGUUAAACAGGUUUUGUACAAACAAAACCAAUGCAGACAAAAUUAGAAGGGACUCAAUAAACUGGGAAAAUAUUUAUAUUCAAGGGUUGCGAUAAAGGACUCAGAUUUAUAAAAAUUCAAGUUAUUCUCCAAUUGAUAAGGAUAUGACAGUCAAAGGAUAUGAACAGGCAAUUUUCAGAUGAAGAAAUUAAAACCAUUUCUAGUCAUAUGAGAGGUUUUCUAAAUCAUUAUUGAUCAGAGAAAUGCAAAUUAAGACAACUCUGAGGUACCACUACACAUCUCUCAGAUUGGUUAAGAUGGCAGGAAAAAGAUAAUAACAAAUGUGGGAAAAUUGGGACAUGAAUAUAUUGUUGGUGGAAAUGUGAACCGAUCCAACCAUUCUGGAGAGCAAUUUGGAACUAUGCCCAAAAGGCUCUCAAACUGUCCAUACUCUUUGAUCCUGCAGUAUUUCUAUUGGGUUUGUAACCUAAAGAGAUAAUAAAGAAGGGAAAGGCACCCACAUAUGCAAAAAUUUUGUGGCAGCCCUUUUUGUAGGCAAGAAACUGGAAACUGAAUGGAUGCCCAUCAAUUGGAGAAUGGCUGAAUAAAUUACAGUAUAUGAAUGUUAUGGAAUGUUAUUGUUCUAUAAGUAAUGACCAGCAGGAUGAUUUCAGAGAGGCCUGGAGAGAUUUACAUGAACUGAUGUUAAGUGAAAUGAGCAGAACCAGAAGAUGAUUAAACACUACAAUAGCUAGAUUAUACGAUGAUCAAUUCUGAUGGACAUGGCUCUUGUCAACAAUGAGGUGAUUCAGACCAGUUCCAAUGGUCUUGUGAUAAAGAAAGCCAUUUGAUCCGAGAGAGAGGAUGUAGGAACUGAAUGUGGACCACAACAUAGUAUUUUUACUCUUUUUGUUGUUAUUUGCUUGUAUUUUGUUUUCUUUCUCAUUUUUCCCCUUUUGGAUCUGAUUUUUUCUUGUGUAGCAUGCUAUUUGUGGAAAAAUGUAUAGAGGAAUUGCAUAUGUUUAACGUAUAUUGGAUCAGUUGCUGACAGGGUGAGGUGGGAAAGAGAGGGAAAAAUUAGAACAUAGGAUUUUGUAGGGAUGAAUGUCAAAAAUUAUCCAUGUAUAUAUUUUGAAAAUAAAAAGCUAUAAUUUAACAAAAGAGUUUCCUAGAACACAGAACUUAUGUAAUUUAUCCAGGAUCACAUAGCCUAGGUGUUUCAGAAGAGGAACUUGAAUACACAUCAAGGACAGAUCUCUCUCCACUAUACAUUGCUGAAUGUAAAAAAAAGCAUAACCAAAAAAUAUCUCUGUCGUCCUUGAUGGUGACUUCUGCAUAUUGCUCCCUAACGAGUCAAAUGAACUGGGAGGGCUAGCCCGUGGUUAAAGAUGACAUUUGCAAUCUUGACAGAAAGCCAAUGUUUCAGACCCGGUGAUGUCAUAAACACUGUCAGAUAUUAUCUUUUCCCAUAGAAAAAAGUGAGGAAGCCCCUUUAGUUUGACACCCUCACUUUGGAGGGGAGAAUACUAAAAUCCAGAAAGUUUAAUGGAUUUGUACCUCCAAUCUCUACCUCAAAGGCUUCCUCCAAAGCUCAGCUCAGGUGCUACUUACUACAUUAGGCCUUCUUCAACCUUUUCUUAUUGGUGCCUUCUCUCCCUUGAAAUGGUUGUAUUUGUUGUUAUAUACUUUAUAUUUUCUUUUCCUUGUAUGAUUUCCCUUUAGUGAAGUGUAAACACCCAAGGACAUGAACUGUUUCUCUUUUUGACUUUGUAUUCUGAGCCCUGACAUGAUAUCUGUUUCAUAAUAGGCACUUCAUAAAUGCUUUAUUGAAUUGAACUGAAUUGACUUGAGACAAUUGACCAGAGUAAGCUUAGAGAGCAAUGGGAAGAAUAAGUUUCAAGCUUAUGCCUUCUGAUGCCAUAUUCAAUCCUUUUCCCAUAAAUCUAUGUUGUCUCUCAAUACUCAUGUAUACCCAAGAGUGUAGAAUCAACAGUUCAUUAAAUCAGCUUUCCCUUCAAUUAAUGUGAAUGAGUGAGAUUUUAUGUUAUAAUUCUAAGUUUCAAUACUAUGAAUAAUGAUCACAUUUUAUAUGAAAUGAUGGGUAUGAAAAUUUACAGGAGAAUAAGCUGUUAAUGCCCCAAUAGUCAAAGAUUUUUUCUGGUGCUAGAUUUAGUUUCAAAGCAUUUGCUUUUGUUAUCUUGAUGAAUGGCAGUUUUUCAAACCCCAAUGAAUAUUUUUUUUCUAUACCUAAAUCUAAUAAUUAGUUAUAGAAAAUGAUGAAGGUUGGGGAAGGGCAAAGUAUCCUGCUCUAGCUCUUUCCAGCCCACAGGAGGAGGUGGCUAUUUAGAUAAGUGGGACAAUCUGUGAGGGGAGUAGACUUGGGUCUUUCCCCCCUGUCAGGGACCAACAUGUGGCAGUGAAUAUCCUAAGCUCUUGCUUCUUUAUUUUCAUACUGUUCUGUUUUUAAGUGAAAGAAAUUGAAGAUGUAAUCUUAUCAGUUUUGAAAAGCCAAGAGAAUAAGCCCAUCAUGCUCCUGAGGUUGUGCUGGGAUUUGUUAAAUGUUGAAAUCUGAGGUCCUAAGCAAACUACCCAGAUGAUUAGUAAAAGAUAUGAAGGACCAUAUAUCCAUCUUUUCACAUUUGAAAAUUAAUUUGUCUGAAUUCUAUGUAGGAACUAUUUUAAGCCCACUGUCCCCAGACAGGAAUAUGUUUCCCCAAACUCCAGGCACUGGGGAUUCGAUUAUAUUUCCUUAUUUUUCAGUUAUGUCCAACUCUUCAUGAACAUAUUUGUUUUGUUGUUGUUGUUAUUAUUGUUGCUUAGUUUUGUUUUGGGGUCUGUUGUUGGGAUUUUUGGGCAAGAAUACUGGAGCAGUUUGUUAUUUCUUUUUCCAGUUUAGUUUAUACAUGAGGAAAUUGAGGCAAACAUAGCCAAGUGACUUGCUCAGGGUCAGAAAGCUAAGUGUUUGUGCCUACAUUUGAACUCAGAAAGAUUAGUCUUCUUGACUUCAGGUCCAGCACUCUAUCCACUAUGUCACUUUCAUUUCUUGCUAUAUUUCUUCAAUAAACAUCCCUUUGUUAAAACUAAGAUGUGAAGUGAGACCAAUGCACAGAUUCAGGGACAGGGAAUAAGUGACAGAGACUAUGAGGUUCUUACAUACCUUUAAUACAUAUUCAUGUAUAUUACCAUUGUUUGUGAAUAAGUAUUAAUGUAUAUAAUUAUUGUACUACAUAAGACUGUUAAAAUGUUAAAUAUAAGCUAUUAAUAAAUAAUUAGUAGUAAGAAGACUACUAUUGCUGUUGCUAUUCACUAGUCAAAUCAGUAAGUAUUUAUAAAGCACUUAGUAAGUGUGAAGCACUGUGUUAAGCAUCAUGGAUUUAAAAAAAAAAAAGAAAAGGAAUAUAGUGCUUCUCCUCAAGGAUCUCAUAGUGUAAUGAGGGAAAGAACAUGGAAAAUCAGGUAUAUAAAAGAUAUAUAUUGAAUAGAUGUAAGGUCAUUUUUAGAAAAAAAAAACAAAA
Molecule: messenger RNA, 6489 nt
Organism: Antechinus flavipes (yellow-footed antechinus)
Lineage: Eukaryota; Metazoa; Chordata; Mammalia; Dasyuromorphia; Dasyuridae
Gene: ADAM28
Product: ADAM metallopeptidase domain 28
Exons: 23
Coding region: 1-2352 (783 amino acids)
Biological process (GO): proteolysis
Cellular component (GO): plasma membrane
Molecular function (GO): metalloendopeptidase activity
Source: RefSeq, a predicted model, not a curated record